Molecule: messenger RNA, 3931 nt
Organism: Hyalella azteca
Lineage: Eukaryota; Metazoa; Arthropoda; Malacostraca; Amphipoda; Hyalellidae
Gene: CARPA
Product: carbonic anhydrase-related protein 10
Exons: 8
Coding region: 836-1780 (314 amino acids)
Molecular function (GO): carbonate dehydratase activity; zinc ion binding
Source: RefSeq, a predicted model, not a curated record
UCGUCGUGAGGGUGUCAUGCUCCGCUCCGCUGUGACUUCUCUAGCUUGAUAAACAGACAAGAACUCGUCGGUCACAAGUCAAUGUGUGCAGUGUUGAUUAAUUCAAUUCAACGUGUGACGUUAAAACUCAAUGUCUGAUACUUAACUUGUGUGUUUCAUCAGUCUGUGGAAAUGGAGCUGAUGAAUGAAGACAGAAUUUGAUAAACUUGACGUUGAAAUCCGCGUCUUUGUUGGGCAAAGAUGGAAAGAAAUCAAGCAGCCGUGAUAUUUGUAUGAAGUCUUAAACUGUCCAACGUUUUUCUUAUAAGGAAUACAUUGAAUAUCUGUAAUAAUUAUACUUGUUCGUCUUCGUGGAUUUAAAGGCAUUUUUACGGAUUAGAUAACUUGGUGAAGUUAUUGUUCGUUGAAAAAUUAAAUUACAAUUUUAAUGAAGAUUUUUUACAUUUUCACAGCUGGUCUAACAAUAGGAAAAAAAUUGCCCAUGGUGUUUAAACAUUUAUACUUACCGUGAAAUUAUUGCGACGUUAUAAAAAGUUUUCUCCUUUCAACUUUGGUUCUAACAGAAAUUGAAUUCCAGUGAAUUGACGACCAUAUCUCACUUAAGUUAAUGAGGACAAACUAUCAUGUAAAUAGAUAAAUAACUCAUGGAUCAUGCUGAUCACAUGACAAAAUUUAGUGGAUUUCUAGAAAUACUUCUGAAUAUAAUGCGGAGUGAUAUUCAGUGUUGCUCUCCUUGGAACUCAAAAUUUCAUUCUCGGGUGAAACUAGAACCAGCACAACUCUAGUGAAAUAAAAAUUUAAAUUUCCGGAAGAAAAAUAAAAAUCAGAAUCAGUCAUGAGUCAUGCUGUGCUGAACGGCGUGCUGUUGCUGCUGAUGCUUCUCACAGGCAGCGAAGGCAGUUGGGAGCAAUGGUGGACCUACAGUGGCAUUUCUGGUCCUCAGUUCUGGGGCCUGCUGAACAUGAACUGGAACAUGUGCGACAAGGGCCGGCGUCAGUCUCCCAUCAACAUUGAGCCCAACAAACUGGUGUAUGAUCCUCACCUUCGCCACGUGCAUGUUGAUAAACACAGGAUCGACGGCUACCUUUACAACAAAGGCCAGAGCGUGAUCUUCAGAGUAGACCCUGCGAUGACGACGCACGUGAACAUCACAGGCGGUCCGCUGGUCUACAAAUAUCGCUUUGAGGAACUGUAUGUCCACUUCGGAGAGCACGACAACGUUGGCUCCGAGCAUCAGAUCAAUGGAAACGCAUUUCCUGCUGAGCUACAGCUGUACGGGUUCAACGCUGAUCUCUACCCCAACAUGAGUGAAGCGCAGCAGAACAGCAACGGCAUCGUCGGAGUCAGCGUCAUGAUUCAGAUCGGACAGUCCGGCAACGACGAGUUCCGAAUCCUGUCCUCGGGCUUCAACAAGAUCGUGUACAGAGGAGACCGCAGCGCCGUGAAGCACAUCUCGCUGGCCGGUCUGCUGCCGCUAACCCAGCAUUACAUGACAUACGACGGCUCUACCACACACCCUGGUUGCUGGGAGACAACCACGUGGUUGCUCAUGAACAAACCUAUUUAUAUCACCAAGCAGGAGUUACUCGCCCUACGGCAGCUCUACCAAGGCGACAGAACUCUGCCUAAAACCAAGAUGGCGAACAACUUUCGGCCCGUGAAGGCUCUGCACCACCGAACGGUGCGCACUAACAUCGACUUCACUACAGACAACAGGCAAAAAGAUUGUCCUUCCAUGCACCGCGAAAUGUUUUAUGCAGCUCGCAAAUGGAAGUUAUAGUGGUGGACCGAAGCACUGGAGUCGGGAAUCAUACAGAGCAGUGGCCUGACUCAGUGACUCAAUUGUGAGCUUGCGUACGUUUCAGUCGACUCAGUGACUCAAGUGGAAAUUAAGCAAGAACAUCAAAUAGGAAAAUUACUCUGUUCGAAGAUGGAAUUUUUUGUCGUCUGACACACUAAACCUCGUUACGGUGUGACUCAGAUGCUCACUAUGGAGUGAGUGUAUUGACACAACGGCAAGUAAAUCAUAGAUACAAACAUGUGACAAUUUUAUAAGUACCUAGAGUGAGACAAAUGGGAGUUGACACACACAUUGUUUACAGAGCUUGAUGAUGGCCUGUAAAAACAUAUUGUAAAUCAAUGACGUCCAGAGAUGGUCGGUCGAAGGCCGACGAAAGCCUGCAGAUAAAAUGCAGAUCAUUUUCGACAAUAUUUUGAGUUAAGAUUUAGCAAUGCUUUUCUACCGCAAAUUUAUUCGACAGGCUUUGUAGAAAUAGUAGUUCUUAGUACGCAAUAUUAAUAAUAGUGCAUAAUUUGUUGAUGUUGACAUGUAAUUUAUAAAUAAAAUGGUGUACAUUGUUCUUUAUUAAUACAAGUAUAUUGUUUCUAGAAACAUAUGCCUUGGCAACCAGUCAUUAUACCAGCAACAACUGCGUCGAUGUGAGUGCUAUAAAAUUCACCCAUAAAUAAUUUGUGUUAAAAUUUAUUACCUACAAUUUAAUGCCAAGCAGGGUUCAAUGACAUGAUAUUAAUUUAUGCAUUAAGGCGUCUAUAGUAAAAUAAGCAACACACUCUCACUACAUUUGGAUGUUAAAUUAAACUCUUGUGAAAUAUUUUCCCAAAAACAAUAAAUGAAAAGUCAGUGCAUGAUAAGCCAUUUAGUUUAUAUUUCACGUAAUUUUCGCUUGCGAGCAGAAAUUCCAACUGAAAAUAUUGAACAAAUUGUUCAUGAAUAUCGACGUUAGGCUUCCGAUUACAUCGCAAAUUUUUUAAUAUCUUAUGACGGGAAAACAAUAUAAUAAAGAUACGACGAAACUGAUAAAUCCCCUUACUGCUGAAACACCGUCCUUCUUCCUAACUUGUACAUAAUAACUGUAAAAUAUGAUAAGUGAUUCAUUUCCUCCUAAUUUCCAAAACUGUGUAAUAAUUGCUGCGAUGAUGUGAAAAGUUUAAGGAUUUAUUACACGCUAAUAUAAAGGUAAACAUUUACGGCAAAUAAUCGCCAUUACCAAUUAAUUUACAAUAAUUUUUCAGCUACUUUAAACCGAGUUUCAACCUAAUAUUAUUUUAUGGUAAACACUACUGAUUAAAAGACAUUAGAUAACAGUGAGCUAAAAAGAGAGACGAGAAUAAACAAUAUUAAUUAAACUAUUUAAAUAUUAAUUUAUUUAUUUAUAAAAUUUAGAAAUUAUCCGUGAUAAAGGGAUAUUGUAACAUGUGAUGAGAAUAUUGUAUUGUAAUAUUCUGGAUAAAAAUGAUGAUUUUUGCCAUGAACAGCGAGCAGUACUAGACAUCAGUGAACAAUUUUCCGUGGCUAGUAAACCAUUUGGAAAUCUAGGAAUUUUGUCUGAGAAUAUUGUAGCUACGAAAUUGAGUUAAUGGUAAAAGAUUAACUGUGUAUUGGUGGAAUAAAAUAAAUUUUUUAAUUGUGGUUUAAUCCACAGUUCUGGUUUAAAAUAAUUUAGGCUAAAAAAAGUUAGGCUAAAUUUUAACGUGCGUAAAUGCUUAAAUUUUAAUGUGCUCGGAAUCGUAUUCUACUCUUCUACUGUGCAUGAAUUUUGUUGACAAACCUUUCUGGCGAAUUGUUGAAUACUAACAAAGAUUCCAAAAUUGUCUACAGUUGUCCACUCUAUAUGCUAUUUUUAAUAUAAUAAAAAACUGAUGACUGCUGAUUUGAAUCACUUUGUAAAUAGUUUGUAUAUAUUGUACAUGUUCUUAAUUGAAUAAUAGAAUAAUUCCUGUAGUGAAGCUUAAAAAUUCUUGCCACCGAAUAAUGCUGUAAUAAGAGCUCCAUUAACUCUUAGAUUUAUGUAAUUCCAAUAAUUGUCACUGUAAACGUCAGCCAUCCAAUUAUUUUGAGUAUUACAAUUAGGAUGAAAUGUAAAAUUUAUAUAAAUUUGGCUGCAAAUUACUAUUUUGGAAUCCAAAAAAA